This is a messenger RNA of Phymastichus coffea, 4271 nucleotides long. RefSeq lists its product as uncharacterized. The coding region runs from base 843 to 3452 and encodes 869 amino acids. Lineage: Eukaryota; Metazoa; Arthropoda; Insecta; Hymenoptera; Eulophidae. The record is from RefSeq and is a predicted model, not a curated record. The transcript is spliced from 9 exons.
CGACCGUUGGAAAAGGUUCAAGCAACGAGUAUAAUCGCCUAUCUUCGUUGAUACAAGUAUUAACGAACAGUGUUUGUUGUUUUAUAUUAUUCAUUCAAGACAACCGUGGACGACCAAUAACAAUCUAUGAACUGCGCAGAUGAGAGAAAACAAAAGUACUAAUGCAUUACCAUAUGAAUUAGACAUGCAUUUGAGUGUAAGAUAUACCUUAAACAAUUGCCUCAUCUCCCAUCAGAAUUUAGUGCAAAGGUGGUGAAAGAUUUUGUUUUGAUUCCGUUGAUCCUCUGUUUUUGGAGCUCCUACUUGGCUAAUCUUCCGUACUGCUUGCAUUAGCUACAUAACUUAAUGAAUUCUUCAAUACUGGCCACGCUUUGUUUAUAUGUAUCAGUUGCUGGCUGUAGUUUAUGUAUUGUACAGGUUGAUUCACUUAGCACGGAUCAGGUUGCAGGAACAUAAGGAAAAUAAGAAUUUAAAAAAUACACAGAGCAUGCUACCUUUAAUUGUAAUGGAUUAACUGCUCUUAAUUAAAUUAAUUGUUAUGGUCAAAUUUUAUUUUGGACAACACGAACAGGUGUUAUUUUGAAGCAAAGUUAACAGCUGUCUUCUGUUAUGAGUACUGCUGCGGACUCAUGGAGCUGACUGCAUGACAUUCAACGAAUAGAAGUUAGAUCUUGAAAUGUAACCUUUUUGGUGUCAAGUAAGGGGAUUAAGCUAUUGUAAAUCCACUAUUUCCCAAAAAACUUUUUCAAUGAAAAAUUGAGCCAACAAGUGAAAAAGCAAGUACUGCAGAUUGUACCAUAUUGACUUUGAGAAGAGCUAAGCUCUCAUUAACACCAACAUCUAUGAAUUGUUCAAUUUCAAGUGAAUCUAGUGUCAUAAAUAAUAUUGGCUAUGAUCAUAUGGCUGAAAGUAGUAUUGGUGAUGCUACAGCUAGUGUACGUAGGUAUACUGAGUCUAUAUACUAUGACGAUUCCGAAGAUGACAGCAUUGGCACAGGGGAUGUUACCCACUUUAUACGUGAUUGGCGGCAAUCGUCAAUAUCACUGUAUACUGAUAGUGAUAACGUAGAACAUAGUAUUGGAAAUGAGCCAGUCGAUAUAAACACAUCUAACAUGGGAUCAUAUAUCCACAAGGAUUAUUCGUCUUCUGAGAAUAUUGAAGAUCAGUUAUUCGAUUAUACCGAUACAGACGAAGACGAAGAAGAUUAUGAAGAUUAUCACCUAUAUAAUCAAGAAGAACAAGAAAGCGUUAAUCAGUUUGAAAAAUUAACAGACUUUUUAACAAAAGAUGAAUCGAAUGAAACAAUUGAUUCACAUUUGGUUGUAAAUGUAACAGAAAUAAUCAUAGCUGUUAUAGUAUUUAGCAAAACCUAUUCUCUUCCUCAUAGUGGAGUUGCCGAUCUGUUUAAAAUGAUCAAUUCAUUUUUAGAUAAGCCUGCACUGCCAGAAACGCGUUAUAAAAUCGACAAGCUAUUUUAUCCAAAAACAGGACAAGAAUAUCAUUCAGUCUGCCCUACUUGCAAGUGUUAUGUAGGUGUUUUUAAUCAUAAUAUACAAACAUUGUAUUGUGAUGUAUGUCAAAAAAAUAUUAACUUGAAAGAUCCAUCCUACAGAGAUUUUUUUGUAAACAUCGAUCCCGAAAAUGAUAUAAAGCAUCUUAUAGAAAAUAAUGCAGAUUAUUACUCUAGAAUCAUCGCUGAAAAUAAUCAAGCAAACACUGUUAUGGAAGACAUUCAUCAUGGAAAAAAAUAUCAACAAUUCGUAGCAUCGCUUUUGCCAGAACAUAAGAAAUCUUACGUUAGUGUGACUUUCAAUAGUGAUGGAUCACCAUUGUUUAAAAGCUCAAAAUUUUCGGUAUGGCCGAUCCAGAUAAUGAUAAACGAAGUUCCACUGCGUGUUCGAACCAAAAAUACAAUUGUUUGUUCUAUUUGGUUUGGCCAUGAUAAGCCAAAAAUGACCUAUUUUUUACAACCAUUUGUUCGUAAAAUGAAUGAUUUAGCAAGAAAUGGAAUAGAAUGCAAACUUAAUGGAGAAACAAAAAAACUCUACGUGUAUUGCAUAUGUUCUUGUGACGACUCAGUCGCACGUGCCCCAAUGCAGGGCAUUUCUCUAUUUAACGGUUUUUAUGGUGGUUCAUGGUACUUGCAUCCGGGUGUACGAGUUUUACAUAAAACUGGAUUUGCUACAAAAUAUCCACUGUUAGAUGAAGUUCCUAAACUCAGAACUGCUCAUGAAACUUUUGAGAAUAUGCAAGCUGCCUUAACUUCUAGAAAACCAGUCUACGAUAUUAAAAAUGCAACACCUUUAAUUUAUCUAAAUAGAUAUGAUGUUAUUCAUGGUUUUGUGCCUGACUCUCUGCAUUGCAUCGACAAAGGAAUUGGGCCUCAGUUUUGUGAUUAUUGGUUUCAUUCAACUGGUAAGCCUUAUUCUUUUGCAAAACAUUACAUUGAUGCUAUCGAUGAGUGUAUAAAAAGUUUAAAAGUACCUACACAAAUAGCACAUUUGUCUCGCUCGAUCAAGGAUCGGAAAUUCUGGAAAGCAUCGGAGUGGUCUAACUUUAUUUUAUUUUAUAGUGUACCAGUAUUGUCUAACAUUAUCCCAGGCUUUGAAAAAUAUAUACAACAUUGGUCGUUACUCGUCGAAGGUUAUCAUUUGUUACUGAAAACCAAAGUUAGCUUAACAGAUAUUGGAAUAGCACACAAGUUGUUCAAAAGGUUCAUUUGUUUAACACAACUGCUUUACGGAGAGGAUGCUAUGAGCUACAACGUACACCAGCUCUGGCAUGUUACCCAAAGUACAGCACAUUGGGGACCGUUAUUCGCGCAUUGGGGUUACGGUUUCGAGUCCGGAAACGGUAGAAUAAUUCAAACAGUUCAUGCUGCAAAAGGCGUAAUAAAUCAAAUUUGCAGAAGUUUUUGUUUAAAUCAAAGUAUUCUGAUAUUAGAAAAACAUCUUGCGCAAAAAGAAUAUUCAUCUAUCAGGAAUUAUAUAAACUAUUUACAAAAUAAAGACGAUGUUCAGAAAACAAAAAUCGGAAGACAAAGUAGAUAUUUUGGAAACCCAAAAAAUGUAAAACAGGAAUAUUUAACGCUUUUAAAUAGACGAAAAAAUGAAUUACAAGCUUUUAAUAAAAUGGUUAAAAAUGGAUGUGUAUUCAAAGCAAGUGAAAAUUAUAGGUCUGAUAAUAGAUUUGCAAUUUUAACUGAUAACACUUUCAUUAAAAUAGAAAAAUUCUUAGUUGAUACAGUAACUCAAAAAGAAUGGACUAUUUACAAAAAAUUAUUCGUUGGAAACUCAGCAAUUACUGAAGAAUUACAUUCGAUGAAGAAAAUUCACUACACAGAGCAAUAUCCUGAAUUUACUGAAACUGGCAAUAUUGAAAGAAUAUGCGUCCACAUUAAUAUUACCAACAAUGAAUAUAUUUUACCUUUGCCGAAUAUGUAUUCAAAAUAGAAUGUAAUACUUAGAUUUUAAACUAAAUGUAUUUUUAAUCAUAAAUUUAGGCUGUAUACUCUGCAUGUGGCUAAAAUUUAUUUGUUUUUUCGAAAGUUUUCAAAUAUUUCAUAUUUCUAUGUAUAUAGAUAAUAUGUAUUAUUGUUUAAAAUAUUGACGAUUAAUUAUAUUUAUAAUACGUAUUCAUAACCAUUUUAAAUCCAUCUAUGAAAGACUUAUCAAUUGAAAGAAAUUCUUACUUGACGGAAGAAAUCAAUGCUUGCAUUCAGAGUAUGCGCAAAAAAGUCAACGUGCAGUAAUGUAUGCAAGAAGUUAUUAUUAGAUUUAAGUACAAAUCGUACUUUAACAUUUUUUUUUCUUUUAGUAAUAGUUGUUUCUCUUUAGUCUAUUCACAGUCGAUAUUUAUAUUCCAAAUGUUUUUUAUAAUGUAAAAUAAUCAUCUAUGUGGCUACUCAUUAUUUUAAUCACUUGACCGUUGUCAAGAUUAUUUUUCUAAUAGAAAAAUAAUAUAAUGCGAAUUCUUUUUUUCUUUUUAUUCAACUACAAUUAUUCAAAAUAUUGUUAAAAAAGGUAUAUUCCUCUCUAAAUUACAAAUCGAAAAAUAGUUUAAUGAUACUUCAAGACUAAUGUAUGAUUCGUUCAUGUGUGAUAUUAAUGUGAUCAUAAAAAUACAGAAUUAUCUUUGAAAAGUAUUUUCAAUAUGUUUAAAAAGCGUACACGUUACCAUUAUGUAGUAUAUUUAUAAAAUAUACUUAUGACUUUGCGAACUAGAAAUUAAACAAAUGAAGUUACUUUAUUUAUUUAUUUAUUUAUUUAUGU